AUGGAUUCAGUCAUGGUACCAAAUGGACAAGACAGAUGCAUGCAACCAAUACGACCAAUUUUCCUUUCAUGGAUUCCUCAGUAUUUCAUCUGCCCUAUCUCCCUCCAAAUCAUGAAAGAUCCAGUAACCACCAUAUCCAGCAUAACCUACGAUCGCGAAAGCAUCGAGCAUUGGCUGUUCACCUGCAAUAACACAAUCUGUCCUGUCACCAAACAACCUUUACCAGAAGACUCAGAUUUAACCCCUAAUCAUACCUUGACAAGGUUGAUCCAAUCAUGGUGCACAAUCCAUGGUGUUGAUCGAAUUCCGACCCCGAAACCCAUUCUAAACAAAUCCCAUUUCCUUAAACUAAUCAAAGACCUCUCACAACCUCACUUGCAGAUCAAAACACUUGGGCAGUUGGAAUUGUUGGCUUCAGAGAAUGAGAGGAACAGAAAGUCUAUGGUGGAUGCAGGGGUGCCUACGGCCAUGGUCAGCUUAGUUGUGACAUUUUUCAUGAGGAACCAAGUUGGAGGCCUACAUGAAGCUCUGAGUAUACUUCACUCAAUCCGGAUUCCUUCUGCAGAAUCCAAGCUUAUCUUACGCGAAAUGGAUCAAAUUAUCGAAUCAUGGACAGGGGUCUUGACAUCCAACAAUUUGGAAAACAACAUUGCAGUGAAAUCCCAUGCUUUGUCAAUACUAAAACUGCUAGUUGAAGCAGGGAGUUCAAGCAUGCUAGAGAGACUAAAACCGGAAUUUUUCAAUGCAAUUGUUGGUGUUUUUAGGGAGAAGAAAGUGACACAACAGGGAACCAAUGCAGCUUUGAAUGUAUUGUUACAUGCUUGUCAAUGGGGAAGGAAUAAAGGAAUGAUGGUUAAAUCCGGCGCGGUAUUCGAGCUAAUUGAGCUUGAAUUGGAUUCACCAGAGAAGAGAACAACAGAGCUAAUACUGGGUGUGCUAUUCCAUUUAUGUACAUGUGCAGAGGGGAGAGCAGAGUUUGUGAGUAACAGAGGUGGAAUUGCAGUUGUUGCUAAGAGGAUUUUAAGGGUUUCUAACACGGCGGACGAUCGUGCCGUUUUGAUACUUUCAUUGGUAAGUAAGUUCUGUGGGACUAAGUUUGUGGUUCAAGAGAUGUUGGAUGCUAAGGAUGUGUCAAAGCUUUGUGCUUUGCUUCAAAUUGGUCAUUGUGAUGCUUAUCUCAAAGAGAAAGCAAAGGAAAUUCUUAGAUCAAAUCUUGAUGAGUGGAAGAAAGAGCCUUGCUUUGAUGCUUCUGUUCUCCUCACAAAUUCAAAUUUUUUUUUUCUUGAAUUUCCCUGCCAAACAAUUUCAAUGUAUAUUCUUACAAUUGAUAAAUAAAUUGAUCUCAUGGAGCUGCUUGGA
Tripterygium wilfordii is the source of this 1359-nucleotide messenger RNA. RefSeq names its product E3 ubiquitin-protein ligase PUB23-like. The record is from RefSeq and is a predicted model, not a curated record. NCBI's taxonomy places the organism in Eukaryota, Viridiplantae, Streptophyta, Magnoliopsida, Celastrales, Celastraceae. Gene Ontology annotation, biological process: protein ubiquitination. Gene Ontology annotation, molecular function: ubiquitin protein ligase activity. Bases 1 to 1335 code for a protein of 444 amino acids. The transcript is spliced from 2 exons.